CAACAUCAGAAGUAGCACCAAUUGCGAGUGGAGAUUCCUUUUUCAUUUAUUGAGAUUUGAACUGGUUCCAAAUCAAAAUAUAGAAAGUAUAAAAUUAAUCAGUGCCCUCAAAUUAACAAGGAAAUGGACACGACUCAGUUAGCACGAUUUAUGAACCUGGGGAAAAAAAUUGUCGGAGUCGGACUCAACUACAGGGCCCUUUUAAUUGAGAGGAAUCUGCAGGCGCCACCCAAUCCGGUCAUAUUUCUCAAACCGACCUCUUCCUACAUUGCUGAGGGGCAAAGUAUAGAGAUACCUGAGGGAUUUGUAGUUAAUCAAGAAACAGAGCUUGGAGUUGUUGUGGGAAAAACUUGCAGAAAUAUCACUGAGGAGGAGGCAAGAAAGUCGAUCGGAGGCUAUUGUCUUGCACUCGACAUGACAGAAGUCAAGCAUUUGGCUACUUGGAGGCAGCAAGGCAUGCCGUGGAGUUUGAGCAAGGGCUUUGACACCUCUUGCCCUGUGAGCCGUUUUGUGUCCUGCUCGGAACUGCCUGAUCCAGAGAAUGUAAAUUUAUGGUGCAAGGUCAAUGGGAAAAUGUGCCAGACGGGAAACACCUCUGACAUGCUCUUCUCUGUGGCCACCGUGAUGAGCUACGUCAGCAAAAUAAUGACCCUCGAGCCCGGCGACCUCAUUUUGACCGGGUCACCUCCAGGGAUGAUCGACGUCAAAGCUGGGGACGUUAUUGAGGCAGGUCUUGGAGACGUUUUAUCAAUGAAGUUCCCCAUCGUUGAUCGGAAAUGAUCAUUAUCUUGUUGCCAUGGUUUUUUAAUGUUGUUGUUGAGAGCUAUUUUUAUAUCAAAUGGGUGAAUAUAUAAAUAUUCUGACUUGCCAAUAUGGUUCAAUAAAAUUUUAAAAAUUAAAUGAU
Neocloeon triangulifer is the source of this 904-nucleotide messenger RNA. RefSeq names its product acylpyruvase FAHD1, mitochondrial. Bases 124 to 780 code for a protein of 218 amino acids. The record is from RefSeq and is a predicted model, not a curated record. Gene Ontology annotation, molecular function: acetylpyruvate hydrolase activity. NCBI's taxonomy places the organism in Eukaryota, Metazoa, Arthropoda, Insecta, Ephemeroptera, Baetidae. The transcript is spliced from 4 exons. Gene Ontology annotation, cellular component: mitochondrion.